This is a messenger RNA of Ailuropoda melanoleuca (giant panda), 923 nucleotides long. RefSeq names its product MYC target 1 (gene MYCT1). NCBI's taxonomy places the organism in Eukaryota, Metazoa, Chordata, Mammalia, Carnivora, Ursidae. The record is from RefSeq and is a predicted model, not a curated record. Gene Ontology annotation, cellular component: nucleoplasm.
AUGCAAACACUAGUAUAUGAGGGGUUGUGUGAAAAUUAUUUUUCUCUUGCUGAACCACAAAGACAUAGAAUCAAAGUGUUUCUUUUGGACACACUGGCUUUCUUUCUUUCUUUUUUUCUUCUGUCUCUUCCAUUUCUUGUGGAUAUUAUGGCUAAUAACACAAGUUUAGGGAGUCCAUGGCCAGAAAACUUUUGGGAGGAUGUUAUAACGUCCUUCACAGUGUCCAUUGCAAUUGUGCUCAUAAUUGCAGGAUUUAUUUGGGCUCUGUUUGUUUGUUUGUCUCGAAGAAGAGCCAGCGCCCCCAUCUCACAGUGGAGUUCGAGCCGGCGAUCGAGGUCUUCUUACAACCAUGGCCUCAACAGAACUGGAUUUUACCGCCACAGUGGCUGUGAACGCCGAAGCAACCUGAGCCUGGCCAGUCUCACCUUCCAGCGACAAGCUUCCCUAGAACAAGCAAAUUCCUUUCCAAGAAAAUCAAGCUUCAGGGCUUCCACUUUCCAUCCCUUUCUGCAAAGUCCCCCACUUCCGGUGGAAACUGACAGUCAGCUGAUGACUCUACCUGCUUCCAGUACGGUUCCCGCCAUCAGCACUUCACACAGUCUGGGCCGUCCUGAUUUCCACUGGUCCAGUCACAGUCUCCGAGUGGGCUUUUCCACACCGCCUCCACCUGCCUAUGAGUCAAUUAUAAAGGCAUUCCCAGAUUCCUGAGAAAAUGGAAGCAAAAAUCUUCUAGUGAAUUUAACCAUCUGGAAGAAUUGUUGCCACCCCUCUCCCCAAGUUAUGGAAGAAUCAAAAUGAACAUCUUGUAAAUACUGUGUAGUGUAUGAAAUGUGAAAUUAAAACAAAAACUGGGGACUUUUUAGGUUGCAUCUGUUUAAUUUGGAAUGUUUAGUUGAUUAUGAAAUAAAAUUAAACUGAUGUCA